Messenger RNA from Gordionus sp. m RMFG-2023, 1035 nucleotides. Its product is annotated as NADH dehydrogenase (ubiquinone) complex I, assembly factor 6-like. Gene Ontology annotation, biological process: biosynthetic process. The coding region runs from base 25 to 969 and encodes 314 amino acids. NCBI's taxonomy places the organism in Eukaryota, Metazoa, Nematomorpha, Gordioida, Chordodea, Parachordodidae. The record is from RefSeq and is a predicted model, not a curated record. The transcript is spliced from 6 exons. Gene Ontology annotation, cellular component: early endosome; Golgi apparatus; EMC complex.
UUUAGCAAAACUGCAGUAAUAUGUAUGAGUUCAAAUUCAAUGCAAAGCAAUAACUUAAUACAAAAUUUCAAUUAUUGCAUGGAUUUAGUAAAGAGAACUGAUUAUGAGAAUUAUUUAUGCACCUUAUUGGCACCUAGCAGUGUUAAGGAACUACUAUUUGUGCUGCACGCCUAUAAUUCAAUAUUAAGUCAGAUUUUAGAACAAACCAAAAUUAAGGAGACUUCAUUGAUGAGAUUUAAAUUUUGGGAUGAAACCAUUAAUAGAAUUUUUGAAACAGAUUCAUGUUCAAGAAAUCCAAUUGCCAGAUCACUUUUAAAUAUGAACCGAAAGUACAAACUUGAUAAAACUUUAUUGCAAGGAAUGAUAACUGCCCGUCAAUGUUCAAUUGGAAAUCCUACUUUUAUAAAUUUAAAGAAUCUAGAAAAAUAUCUGGAAGAUGUAGGGACACCAAUUUAUAGCAUACCUUUGAACAUAUUAUGUCCUAACAAUGAUAGCAAUUUAAAAAUGUCCAAACACAUAUGCAAAUCAAUUGGAAUGGUGAAUUUUGUUAGAUCCAUACCAUAUCAUGCAACUAGAAAUUCUGUAUUAAUUCCUUUAGAUCUAUUAUCUCAAAACAACUUAACCUCCAAUGACGUUUUAUCCAUAUGGCGAACCAAAGAAUCUCCAAUAAAAACGCUCACUAAAAAAUAUCCAGCAACUAAUUCCAUUCUCAAAAAUUUAUCACUCGUAAUUGAACAUAAUUUGUACCAAGCACGCCAACUUAAACAUCAAAUACCAUCAAGCGCCUUUUCCCUAUUUCUUUGUACAGAUAUUAUUGACACAUUCUUAAAAAGGGUAAAAAGAAAUGAAUAUAAUUUCCUGGAUACGUUGCGAAUGUAUGAAUUACAUGGCCGUAAUAAAUUGGUGAGACGGAAUAGAAAUUGGUUACCAGCCAGAUUAUUAUGUAGGAAAUUGCUAAAAAUUUAUUGAUUUCCCAAUUUUUAUAAUUUUUAGUCACUAUAAACGCAAUUGUUUCAUAAGCACAAAUAUGUUAAA